Dreissena polymorpha is the source of this 6184-nucleotide messenger RNA. RefSeq names its product protein strawberry notch homolog 1-like. Gene Ontology annotation, biological process: regulation of DNA-templated transcription. NCBI's taxonomy places the organism in Eukaryota, Metazoa, Mollusca, Bivalvia, Myida, Dreissenidae. Bases 126 to 4142 code for a protein of 1338 amino acids. The transcript is spliced from 29 exons. Gene Ontology annotation, cellular component: nucleus. The record is from RefSeq and is a predicted model, not a curated record. Gene Ontology annotation, molecular function: histone binding; chromatin DNA binding.
GUCGAAACAACAACAACUGUACGAGUACUGUCCCUUUUAAUGGCGGGUAAAAGUAAUAAAGUAAAAAUUCAAAAACGAAAGUAAACGAGACUUAAACACCCUAUAACUUAUAAACUUAAGAGUUUAUGACAACCAUGUCCGAUCCUCUGUCAGUGUCGGAGAGCGCUCAUGCAGUGUUUCUUUCAAGACAACCAGCUCUACACCCAGUGUUGCAGCAAUUACAGGAACUUAGGCAGACAUUUGCAGAUCCCGUUGUGAUACAGAGUUCCAGUGCUAGGUCAGACGUGGCUGACGUGGUGUUGGACCGAGUGCAGCCACCCACUGCUCACAAUGAUGAUGAGCAUGAACAAAAUGAAACCAUCAGUGCUGAGAUAUUCAGUGGGUAUCGUCACAGAGAAAUCUUGCCGGGCUGUCAGCCCCACCCAGGAGACAUCGUGGAGGCGGGACCUUUAGCUGCCAUAACCCCACCGGAUACAUAUUACCCUCUUGAAGAGUCUCUGCCAGGGGAGAUAAUCUCCAGUGGGAAACUCAGCAGUCUGCAAUUAGAAGGAGUUAUUCAAGCGUGCCAGAGGCAUCAGAUGGUACUGCCAAGCGGUCAGAGGGCCGGAUUCUUUAUUGGCGACGCAGCUGGGGUGGGAAAGGGCCGUCAGAUAGCGGGGGUCAUUUUAGACAACUAUGCACGAGGACGCACAAAGGCUGUCUGGUUCACAAUAUCCACUGAUCUUAUAGUGGAUACGAAAAGGGACCUUGGUGACUUAGGUUGCUACAUCAAAGUGAUAGAUGGCUGUCAAGAAUUGGACAAGCACACCAGGGUGCUUGGACUUCCGUCUGACUUCAAGGAGGGGGUAGUGUUCAGUACGUACGCCACGCUGGUGUCUUCUGUACAGAGGGGAGGCAGUGGUAGGACCCGACUACAACAGCUGGUUGACUGGUGUGGAGGGGAACAGUUUGACGGCUGCCUGAUCUUUGAUGAAUGCCACAAGGCCAAGAACUUUGUGCCCGGUAAAGAGCAAGCCAGCACCAAGGUUGCCCUGGCAGUGACGAGCAUACAGAGGAUGCUGCCUAAAGCCAGGGUUCUGUACUGUAGUGCCACUGGUGUCACAGACGUGAAGAACAUGGCUUUCAUGGAACGUCUGGGGCUAUGGGGCGAGGGAGCCCCCUACAACAACUUUGAGCAGUUCCUUGUGUCUGUACAGAAAAAGGGACUUGGCAUGGCUGAGAUUCUUGCCAUGGAGAUGAAGUCAGCGGGCAUGUACGUGUCCAGGGGCCUCAGUUACAAACAGGCAGAGUUCAUAACAGUGGAGGCAUCACUGAGUAAGGAACAGAGAAAGGUGUAUGACACAGCAGUGCAUGUGUGGAACGAGCUCCGUAAAGCUCUCGAGUCGGCUGUGGUACGGACAGCCAGUUCAAAUACUCGAGUGUGGCAGCAGUUCUGGUCCUGUCAUCAGCGCUUCUUCAAACAGCUCUGCCUGGGUAUGAAGGUCCCCACUAUCAUAUCAGAAGCCAAGAAGGCCAUGGACAGGGGACAGUGCAUUGUGAUUGGUCUGCAAACCACUGGCGAGGCCAGCCUUGACAGCGAGUUAGACAAGACGCGAGGCAAACUGACGGGUUUCAUGUCCCUGUGUCGGGAGAUAUUGUACAGAUUCAUCGAGAGUGCUUUUCCCACUCGUAUUGUUCCAACAAAAGAAGGUGAUGUUGCAGAGGAUGAGUGGAGUGUAACCGCUAAAAACAUGCUGCUUGAUUUCACGAAGAAGAUCAACCUGCCGGACUCACCGUUGGACGAGAUUAUCGACAAACUUGGUGGACCGAGUAAUGUGGCGGAAAUGACAGGUCGAAAAGGCCGAAUAGUACGACACUCGCCAAACGACACACCAAGAUAUGAGACUCGAACCCUCGACUCUGAGGCCUAUGGAGCUAUUGAUAGCCUUAAUGUGCAAGAGCGCAACAUGUUCAUGGAGGGUAAGAAGCUGGUGGCGAUCAUCUCAGAUGCGGCCAGUACCGGUAUCUCGCUUCACGCUGACCUGCGGGUGGCCAAUCAGUGCCGGCGCGUUCACCUUACUGUGGAGCUACCCUGGAGUGCUGACAAGGCUGUACAACAGCUGGGUCGCUCUCACAGGUCUAACCAGUCCAGUGGACCCUUAUACAAGUUGCUGACCACUGACCUGGGUGGGGAGAGGCGGUUUGCAGCAGCUGUUGCUAGGCGACUGCAGUCGCUAGGGGCCCUUACAAAGGGAGACAGAAGGGCAGCGACAGGGGCCGACCUAGCCGAGUUCAACUUUGACACCCAGUACGGCCGGAAUGCCCUGCGUACCAUGUAUCAUCACAUAUGUCAGAAAAAGCUGGUCCCAGGUGUGUCAUUGACAGAUAUCACAGGGGGAAAGUAUGAUGAAGAGGUCUUCAGCCUUCAUAUGCAGGAGAGCCUGGUGCUGAUGGGGUUGGUAGAUGUUGCCAUGUUGAGGUCUGGCCUCGUAUUGAAGGAGAAAGAUACAGGAGACGUGAGCAAGUUCCUCAACAGAAUUCUGGGUCUCCAUGUUGACAAACAGAAUAUGAUCUUCACCUACUUCACUGAGUGUAUGAAGCUGAUGAUAGACAAUGCCAAGAAGGAGGGAAGGUACAGCGAGGGAAUGCUGGACAUCUCAGCCUCGUCAGUAGAGAUGGUGGGUACGCCACGAGAGAUCUUCACCAAGUUCAACAAGGGACACACCUCCACUAGGCUGGUUGAGCUAAUGAUAGACCGAGGCAUGAGUUGGGACCAGGCCGUGGCAAGGGCAGACAACUACAGCGGCAAACACGACGGUUUCUACGUGUCGCGUCGUGAAGUGUGGGGCAAGAAGCUCUACAUACUGGCCACCCAAAAGGAGAACUCCACGCAUCUCUUCCGUAUUGCCAGACCAAACACUGGCUUAUCCUAUAUGGAUGAAGAGAAAUCAGAUCUCAACCUGCGUUAUGUGCUCGUGGACCGCGCAAAGGCAGAGGCAGGGUGGCGGGAACUGUACGAGGCGACGAGGGAUAGCUGUGUGCAUGGGGCGCAUUGCAAGAACAGGGACUUUUGUAAAGUGGGAAGUCGCUGCUAUAGUCUUCACCUGCUGUGUGGUAGCAUUGUCACCUACAUGAACGCACUGGAGGCUACACUCAACAGGAAUGCGCUGAAACUCAACCUAAGCAAGACGGAGUCCAGUAUCCGCGUGGUGCGGGUGAAGCUGAACGACGGAGAGCGUGUGGUGGGCGUGCGAUACCCGCAGAUACUCAUAUCGGAGGUAGAGGAGACAUUGCGGGAACAGAAUGCUCUCGAGGCUGUUCAACUUCAGCAACAGAGAAAUAUGACCAAUGGGGAUCAGCUUCCCUCAUCACAGUCAUCAUUGGUUACCCAGGGGUUGUGGCCUCUUUCCCAGCCUGCAUCCCGAUUGGCCGAUCUCCUUACACAGCCGACCAAUCAAACGGGGCCCUCUGCAGGCAGUAGUGAGGUGGUAGUCACUGGCAGGAAAACGGUGGUCGAAGACGUCACACCGGUUAAACCUAAAUGCUUGGCAAAGGCUCUGCGUCCACCAGUUACCAUAAAAAAUUUCUUUAAAACUACUGAGACUUCGGUAAACAUUUCUAAACAACCUGAAAGUGGUGAUUGUGAUGACUUGAACAGUUCUGGUUCUGGGGCUAGUAAGGAGCCAAUAUCUGGCGAGAAUCUAGUUAAACCGAAAUCAGUGCGGGAAAUUAGUUACCAGGAGUUUCUGAACAGAAAUGAUUCAGACUCUGUGAUAGACAAAAGCAACUUAGGCUCUGUGAUAAACAAGUGCAAGCUGAAUGUCUAUAAAGCUGCUGAUGGUGAAGAAAGUGAAAACAAGAAAUUGGUUAUUGCUACAUGUAUAACAGGUGCUUCUGGUGUCGGUGAAACGAAGGAAGAAAAAAUGAGAGUAAACCAGGUGAAUUCGGUUCAAAAGAAGCGACCACUGGAAGAGAAGUCUAGUUCACAACCACCAAAAAAGGCCAAACAGACUACGCUGUUCUCAACUUUUCAGAAAAUGGAGUCAAAGAAAAGUGUUGAAGCCAUGAGGGAAAUUACAUGCCCUAUCUGCCAGAAGGUGUUUGACAAGGGAAUAUCUAAUACAGACCUGAACGAGCACAUUGAUAACUGCAUUAUUGAGUGAUACAUCAGUGUUUUUUUUCUGCCUUUCUUACUUAUUUUAGAAAACAUUGUUCCUACGUUUUGGCAGGAAAUAUACCAACUUUUUAACUAGUUGAUCAACUUAUGAAAGGCUUGUUAAAAGCAAAUUUGUUCAUAGACCUCCUAAUGGAUGCUGCUUUUACUUUUGAAAGAAACUUUUGGUUUGUUCUUUUUAGCUUUUCUGUGGGUAAACAGGACUUAAUGCAUGUGCGGAUGAUGUCUCCAAGAUUAGUUAGCCUUUGCAGUUUGCACAGGCUCAUCUGGGACAACAUUUUCAUCUAAACUGGAUUUUUGCUUAGACAGAACUUCCUUAAAACAAAAAAAUACCAUAAAAGCUGAAUGUGUUGUCUCUAAUUAGCCUGUGCAGAUUGCACAGACUAAGUGCAUUGGUUUUUAAUCUCUGUUUUCAUACUGGCUAAGAAAUUGAAUGGUUAGUUUCAUUGUUCUGGUACAUUGAAAAUCACAUAUUUUUUUAUUUUCUUUAACAUGAAUACAUUUGUAAUUGGUAUUUUGCAGAUUGACUUUUAUGUUUAUACGUCAAUCGAAUGUUCUUGUCUCUUGGAAUGUAUCUUAUCGUAAUGUUUAUCGAUAUUUUCUCGCUGUUUUGUCUGAAAAAUGUAUACAUGUACAUGUAAAUGUUAUGCAUACUCAACUUAAUUACGUUACAAUUGCCACCAAUAGUUCAUAUUUUUAAGUUGCAAGUGUAAUAAUGUUUGCAUUGCUGUGCAUUGCUUCAUUUUAUAUAUAAAAGCAUUUUGUUGUUACUAAUUUGACAUAAUAAAUGAAAGUGCACUUUUUAUGCUCCCCCAAAAUUUUUGGGGGGAGCCUAUUGUCGCCACUUCGUCUGUCCGUGCGUGUGUCCGUCCGUCCGUGCUCAAUUUUUGUCCGGGCUAUUUUUCAGCAAUUAAUGACCGGAAUUCAAUUAAACUUUAUGGGAAGCUUCACUAUCAAAAGGAGAUGUGCAUAUUAUCAGCCAGUUUUGGUCGGAUGAUUUUUCACAGAGUUAUGGCCCUUUGAAAUUUUCCAUUAAAGCGGGUAUAUACGAUUUUUUAUAUGUGUUUAAUUGUAAUAUAUUGAUAAAAUAUGUCAAAAUAAUACAAAAUAGGCAAGAAAAAUUAUACAUUAAAGCCAAAUUUCAUAAAAUGCAGCAAAGACAAAUUAGCGCCCCGAGCCGAUAGUGACGUACAUAUUUUCCUACAAUAACAGAAGCAUUCGUCUUUGUAUUAGGAUCGGAGAUAGUGUUCGUGUGUCGUAUGAAUAGAUAUCGUUGCAGGAAUUCAAAUAAACCGUUAAACUAAGUUUAGAUGCACAUCGUACAUGUAUGGUAUACAUGCUGGCGAAUUCGGCUGUACAGCCGUUUUCAAUUUCAGAAUUAAAUAUCUGGCUUAUUUCGCAUUUUUCGACACAUGUUCUUCUUAACUUUUAUUUUAAUUUAUAUUGAAAUAUAUAUAUAAUAAGUUUUUUACACAGUUUAUAUAAAUUCAUAAAUAUUUGACAAAAUCGUAUAUAUCCGCUUUAACUGUACAUAUAGUGCAAUUCUUGUCCUCAGCAACUAAUGACCGGAAUUCAAUGAAGCUUUAUGGGAAGCUUCACUACCAAGAGGAGAUGUGCAUAUUAUCAGCCGGUUCUCGUCGGAUGAUUUUUCACAGAGUUAUGGUCCUUUGAAAUUUUCCAUCAACUGUAAAUAUAGUGCAAUUCUUGUCCGGGCUAUUUCUCAGCAACUAAUGACCGGAAUUCAAUGAUGCUUUAUGGGAAGCUUAACUACCUUGAGGAGAUGAGCAUGUUAUUUGUGGGUUCUGGUUAGAUUUUUUAUUUAGAGAGUUAUGGCCCUUUGAAAUUGUUAAGUUGCUAAACCAUUCAUGGUAUUAUUUUGUCCAAUGUUAUGCCCCUCAAGACGUUUCCUUUUAUUUGAAUAUAUAGUGCAAUAUUGUGACCAAAAAAAACUUUGGGGAGCAUCACCCGUCUCCGACGGUUUCUUGUUCAUUUGAGUCACAUUUUCAGUUGAAAUAAACUUGCCAAAUGCUU